AACACAGCAUUAAUAAGAAAAUUACAAAAUAAUAUUUCCGCAUUCGUAACAUUACGAAUACACGUCUACCUCAACUUCGUUUCAAAUUGACAUUCAUCACUUAAGUAGUUGAAACAAACGUAUAGGAGCGUAAUUUUGCUUGAUAAAAACGCAAUUUACGAGCGGCUCCCUUGAUGUGCCGAAAACACUAAUGGCCGAUACACAUCCUUGAGGCUCCUUCGAAGCUCACUGUUCGAAGUAUACACAACAAUUGCGCGACGCAGCUGGUCUCUCGGCUCGCAGCCUUCGAAUUAAUUGUCGCGGUUGCGUCAGCCGCCGGAAAGAUUCCGACAUCAAGUAAUCCCCGCGCCGACUAAUGGAAGAGAGCGGACAAGAGGAACACGCGAUCGCGUCGCGCUGUCACACGGGAUCCGGGGAGAGAAUCGCACACGCGACGGGACGAGACGAAAAACGAAAAUAAGGAGCCACGCACAGCUGCGAAAAACACACGAGACCACGAGUCGUCGGUGGGUCGGAGAGAGAGAGAGAGAGAUUCGUCAGGAUUAAAUCGUACGUAGAAUUACAAUGAAAAACGCGCGGGAUUACGAUUGAGCGAACGCGGUCGCGCUGCGAGGCUGCGGUGCCGGCGUGUGAAUUAUUACAGGCUAAUUACGGGCGAGGGUUAACCACAUCCACGCGCUUUCGGGUUUUCGCGGAAAGAACCGAGCGGCGACGGUGGGUCGGCUCUUAUCGGCCGGUUGCUUCGUUUAUCUCACGGCACGUGUUCGUCACGCUGCCAUUAAUUCGCAUUAAUUGCCGGCGGUGAGAGAGAGGGCCAUCCACUCUCAAAUUUAAUCUUACAUUUGCGGCGGCGUGCUGCGGCCAGAAAAGCGGAAACCAGCGACGCGUCACGGCUAAGUUCGCGAGUGGCGGGCCAAUUAUUUCCGCGCUUCUCCGCCCGGUAGUAGUCGUCAUCCGCCCGGCUCCGAAAGCGCGCCAACUCCGGGACAACUCGAGGUCGGAUUAUUAAUCGAGCUUGCGGCCCGAUCAAGCUCGCGGUAACGAGACCACGACGACGCUCUGCGCUAAAUCCCGCUCCAUCACCCAUAUCGCGCGAUAACGCGAUAAUAGUCGCGCCUAGAGCGGGAUUAUUAUUGACCGACUUUUCGCAGCGUUAAAGCGACGACGGUCAAUCGUGUCGCGUGUUAUUGCCAUCGCGCAGCGCGUUGCGACAAGUCGAACCAAGCCGGGAACCGAAUCAUUUCUCUCCCCAUCUCCCGCAUUCCUCCGAAGUUCAUUUUCGCCGUAUUUUCUCUCGAGAAUCUCGAUAUCGCGAAUCGUCGUUCACUAUGUGCCCUCGUGAGCGCGUUCGUUGCGUUUCGCUAUUGAUCGUCGCGUUGAUCGUCGGUUUCUCGACGACGACGACGUCGGCGGCGGCGAUCGCGUAUCAGCCGCGGCUAAUGAUCGUGCGGCUCUCGCCGUGGACAGCAUCGAAGAGCCUGGACGAUAUACCGGGUAGGUGGAGAGCGAUGGGGAACGACGGUUCCCGGAUGCCGCAGAUGGAUAUUCGCCUGUUGACGGACCACACCCCCACGCUCAAGAACUUGUACUACACGAACGACGCGAAAGCUUCCCCUCGAUUCGACGACGACGGGAUGGAAACGAUGGGAAACGCGCGAAAGGAGAUGAGGGACGACGACGGGAUCGUGAUGUCCGACAGGAUUCUCCCAAUGUCCGUCGGCUCCAGGAAUAUCAUCGACGUGCCCCCAUAUCCGUGCCCGCCAGGUGAGGAACCGGAUAGCUUAGGACGCUGCAGGUUCUACAUACCACCUAGAAGGUAAAAGCGACGAAAUAAGCGGGCACCCGAGUACGAUCGAGGUCGCUACGUUUAUCGAGCCCGAUUUCGAUCGAAACCGAAGGCAUCCGGCAACAUGUGUCGAAACGCUGUUUCGUAUCACGAGUAAAACGUUACACGCAAUGCAUGUCUUGUAAUUGAACAAUGUAAUCUCACUUAACCCGUCAAUUGCUAGUUGACUAUCGUUGAUUGUACUAAAGCUAAUUGAUGAUCAUCGAAGAUACGGCAAAUAAAUGGAAUUCGAAGCGCA
Molecule: messenger RNA, 2084 nt
Organism: Dinoponera quadriceps
Lineage: Eukaryota; Metazoa; Arthropoda; Insecta; Hymenoptera; Formicidae
Exons: 3
Coding region: 1329-1820 (163 amino acids)
Source: RefSeq, a predicted model, not a curated record